AUGAUUGCCAUCAGGAGACAGUGGGCAAGCUUAUUUGUACAAGAUAGCAGUUAUGAUUUAGCGGGAGGGGAAAUUAUGAGAGUAGAUUUCCGUGCAAAUAGUUACGAUAUUUCAGUGAUCAAUGUCUACCUUCCCAAUGGCCAGUUCAGCGUGAAAGAGUGGGAUAAAGUUCUGGCUUCGUUGCCCGGCAAGUUUAUUAUCUUAGGAGACUUCAACUGUCACAACCCGGCUUGGGGGUCAAGCAGGAUGUCAGCAGGGGGUUUUGAGCUCGAUAAAGCUAUCAGGAGCCUCAAAGACUCUGCUCCGGGACAAGAUGACCUUACAAGAUAUGCUAUUACAGUUUUAGCUGAUGAUUGCAAGUAUGCACUCCUCGAGGCCUACAACAAGUCUUGGAAUUUGGGUCUUAUCCCUAAGAAUUGGAAAGAAGCUAUUGUUAUUCCGUUUUUGAAACCUGGGGGUGACAGUGCGCUGGUUUCAAGCUACAGACCUAUUUCUCUAACGCAAAUUCUUGCCAAAGUUAUGGAAAGGAUGAUUCUCAAUAGAUUACUUCCGAGGAUCCAGCAAAGUAAAAGACUCUCUAUAAUGCACUACGGCUUUAUUCCAAAUAGAAGUUGCCUGGUCUUGCUUAACAAAUUGUUCAGUAGUAUCCUGCACCACAGGAAGCAAAGGAAAGUUGUUCAACUGGUGGCUCUCGAUCUCAAAGCUGCAUUUGAUUCAGUUUGGCAUGAUGGCCUGCUCUAUAAAAUCAUGCAAUUCGGAGUUAAAGGGAAUAGUAUCCUGUGGAUUGCCAAUUUCUUAAACCAGAGAACUAUUAGAGUAAAGUGGAGAGGGGUUCUUUCAAGAAGCUAUGAUACUAUCAGCGGUGUUCCUCAGGGCUGCAUUUUGUCUCCCAUUUUUUUCACAAUUUUCAUGCACGAUAUCUAUGAAAUUAUCCCGGCUAAUGUUGACUGCUACGUGUAUGCGGACGACAUAUUCCUCUACAGUGCAGAUGUCUCACCCUCCAAGGUAGUCAGUAAUUUGCAGCGUGCGCUGUUUAAAGUGCAUAGAUGGGCUAAAGAGUGGAACUUGUGCAUUUCUCCAGAGAAAAGUAAAUCGAUUAUUUUCGGCGGGACAAGGAGUAGUGAAGAGAAUCUUUUGAAGCUUGAUGGUGUUAGCAUCCCUACGGAAGAUCAUAUUAAAAUUCUGGGCAUGUGGUUUGACAGUAAAUUGAGCUGGAACGUCCAUGUUAAUAAAAUAGUACCGAAACUGGAAAGAAUGCUGAAUGCUUUCAAAUUUAUCGCGAGCCCCAGGUGGGGUGCUAGAAAAGUGGAUCUCGUCAAUGUUGCAAAUGCUACAAUAAGAGGAAGAAUAGAAUACGGCAGCUGUCUCCUUUUGUCUACCUCUCAACAAAAUAAGAAAAAGCUCGAAAUAGUUUAUAAUCACGCUUUAAGACUUGCUAUAGGGGCGCCUAUCAGCACUCCUCUCCCGCUGUUAUAUGUUGAAGCAGGGGUCUGCAAGUACAAGUGGAGCAAAUUACGUAAGCCCAUUAGCCAGUGCGUUAAAGAUAAGCUUAGCAAUCUCGAUCUAGAUCUCAAUAAUUGUAUUACCUUUAACAAUGAACUAGAUUUUUCUGAAGAAGUUAAGUGCUGUUUCAAAACAAAUGAGUAUGAGUUCCAGAAUAAAAAUCUUUCGGAUGUGGAGAUACAGCAAUUUUUCCGUUCCACUAUUAAUGAUUACGUGAAUCAAGGGUUUAAAAUCUAUGCUACAGACGCUUCCAAGUCCGAUACAGGGGUUGGCAUUGCGGCUGUAGAUCGUACCUCAGCAAUUGUCAGUCAGCGCAUUGACAAUAGAAACUCCAUCUUUUCAGCUGAGGCUUGGGCCAUUUGUAAGCUUCUUGAGAUACUGAAUCCUCGAGAUAAGAUCGCUAUCCUUACAGAUAGCAAUUCUGUCGUCAGCGCGUUGAGCUGUGUUCAUAGGAGAUCCAACUCUCUCAUUCUUAAGCUCUUCGAGCGGAUUAAGUCUUUUCAUUACCUCACAGUCAUCUGGGUUCCUGGCCAUAAGGGCAUAGGGUUCAAUGAAAGAGCGGAUAAAGUUGCGAAAAGAAGAAAUAUGAAUAACUUGGGGGAUAUUUCAGCAGAGGAUGCGUGUAGGUUUAUCGAGAAUACUAUUAAGAAAGAGCAAGUCGACAGCUGGCGGACUUCUUACACCGGCCGCAGAUUCAGCUACUGUAAUGUUCACUGUGAGUGGAGUAAGGGUUUAAACAUCGACAGGAAAAUGGAAGUUGCAAUCAGUAAAACAAGAUUGCAAAUGUUGGACACGACUCAACUGUUGCACAGGUAUCGUAGAGCGAAUUCGCCAUUUUGUGACUCAUGUUAUACGAUUGACAGUACUGAACAUGCAAUUAUUCACUGCACAAAGUACGAUAGCGCCAGAAACAUUAUGCUCAAGAAAAUGAAAAUCAGCAAUAUUGACCUCUUAGCUGAUCUUUUAAAUCAUUGUAAUAAGAAACCUUGGAGGUAUUAUUUUUUAGGCAAAUUUGUCAUCAAAUACAUCUUAAAGAACUCCUAA
Messenger RNA from Stegodyphus dumicola, 2547 nucleotides. RefSeq lists its product as uncharacterized. NCBI's taxonomy places the organism in Eukaryota, Metazoa, Arthropoda, Arachnida, Araneae, Eresidae. The record is from RefSeq and is a predicted model, not a curated record.